AUGACUGUUGAUGUUACACUAUAUUUUGAAAAAGCACCAAACAUUACCCUAUGUGUGCAAUACUCUCAAUACACACCUGGCAAGUUGGAGAUACAGAGAAGAGAGAACCGCUGUAUCCUGAGGGUCAAGGACGCUCAGCCGGAGGAUGAGGCCGAGUUCAUGUGUGAGUGUGGUGCAGCCACCACCACCUGUAAACUCAAGGUCGAAGAGCCUGAGUGGGACUUUAUGAAGCUGUUGGAGGAUGUAGAGGGAGUGGAGCGUGACAAGGCCGUGUUUGAGUGCGACGUCAACGACCCUGAGGCCGAGGUCACAUGGUGGAAAGGAAACAAGGAGCUGAGUGGAGGUGGAAAAUAUGAGAUCCAGAAAGACAACUUCAAACGUAGACUGAUUGUCAAGAAUUGUCACAUGAAGGAUGAUGGAGAAUACACCUGUAAAGUGCUGGAUAAAUCAACCACAGCCAACCUCUUCGUGGAACCUGACAUCAAAUUCUUCAAAAAGCUGGAGAACAAAAAAGAGAGGGAGACAGGAACCUUGGUGUUGGAGUGUAAAGCAUCUAACCCACACAACCAGCCUGUCAAGUGGCUCAAAGACGGUUUGCCUAUCAACAAGGAUGACCCGAGAAUUGAGGUGACCAGGAAGGGUGAGAUGCACAAACUUGUGAUUACGAAUCUGAAUCGUGACGAUGCUGGACAGUAUACAUGUCAAGUCGGAGAAAGACCAACCAAGGCUGAUGUGGUUGUUGAAGAAUUGCCAAAACCACCAAAAGUGGAUCCAAAAUUCAUCCCAGAAGAAAUUGUUGUCAAAAAAGGAGAGUGUAUUGAAUUGGAGAUUCCUUAUGUUG
Molecule: messenger RNA, 841 nt
Organism: Saccostrea cuccullata (small rock oyster)
Lineage: Eukaryota; Metazoa; Mollusca; Bivalvia; Ostreida; Ostreidae
Product: myosin-binding protein C, cardiac-type-like
Exons: 7
Source: RefSeq, a predicted model, not a curated record